Molecule: messenger RNA, 1787 nt
Organism: Rattus norvegicus (Norway rat)
Lineage: Eukaryota; Metazoa; Chordata; Mammalia; Rodentia; Muridae
Source: RefSeq, a predicted model, not a curated record
AUGAAGAGAGCCUCAUCUUUUAUUUGUUGUUCUUCUUUUAAUAGGUAUUUCAACUGUUCUCAAUAUAGUACAUGUAAAGCAAAGGGCUAUGGGAAGAAGCAGUAUACUUCUCUCUUUCCCAGAACAAUUAGAAGAUGUGAUAUCAUCCCCACUGUGAGAAGACAAGGUGAAUGGGACACAAGUUUACAAGUAAUUGGUUUUCCAGAUUCAGUGGGAAUACAUCAAAAUACUGACGUUGGAGAAAAGCCUUAUGCGUACAAGGAAUGUGGAAAAUCUUCUCUCUGUCCUGGUUUACUUUGCAUAUGUAGUAUAACUCAGACUGUAGGAAAAUGUUAUGAAUACAAUCAGUGUGGGAAAGCACUCAGUUCUUCUUUUUCUCUUCAAAGAUGUAAAACAGCUCACCUGGCAAAAGGAAGUAAUGGAUGUGAGCCAAGUAGUAAAAGCUUUAACCAUCAUAGGUAUCUUAAAAUACAGAGCACAACCUACAAUGAAAAGGAUCUCUAUGAUGGUAUUCAAUGUGAUAAAGCCUCUUUACAAUUACACCAAAAAACUAAUUCCAAAAUAACACCCUAUGAAUAUAAUGAAGGAGAUAAAUUCAUCACAUUUCACCGUCAUCAUCACAUAUGUAGAAUGAACACUAGAGACACAAAGUAUGAAUAUCACCAAUGUGGUAAAUCCUUUGCAUGUCCUAGUUACCUUCAAAUACAUGAAAGAAUUCAUACUAGAAAGAAACCCUAUGAAUGUGAUCAGUGUGGUAAAUUUUUUGCAUAUAAAAGUCAUUUUCACAAGCAUCAAAGAACUCAUACUGGAGAGAAACCCUAUGAAUGUGGUCAAUGUGGUAAAGCCUUUUCAUGUAAUGGUAAUCUUCAAAUACAUGAAAGAAUUCAUACUGGCGAGCAACCCUAUAAAUGUAAUCAAUGUGGUAAAGCCUUUGCAUAUAGCAAUAGUCUUCACAAGCAUGAAAGAACUCACACUGGAGAGAAACCGUAUGAAUGUAAUCAUUGUGGUAAAGCCUUUACAUGUCACAGUACCCUGCAAAUACAUGAGAGAAUUCAUACUGGAGAGAAACCAUAUAAAUGCAGUCAAUGUGGUAAAACUUUUGCACGUAACAGCCAUGUUAAAAUGCAUGAAAGAAUUCAUACUGGAGAGAAGCCCUAUAAAUGUAAUCAAUGUGGUAAAGCCUUUGCAUAUCAUAGUCAUCUUCAAAGGCAUGAAAGAACUCACACUGGAGAAAAACCUUAUGAAUGUAAUCAAUGUGGUAAAGCCUUUGCAUAUCGCAGUAGUCUUAGACUACAUGAAACAAGUCAUACUGGAGAGAAACCAUAUGAAUGUAAGCAAUGUGGUAAAACCUUUGCCUGUUCCAGCUAUCUUCAAAUACAUUUAAGAAUUCAUAGUGGAGAGAAACCCUUUCAAUGUAAGCAUUGUUGUAAAACCUUUUCAUAUCGCAGUAGUCUUCACAUGCAUGAAAAAAAUCAUACUGGAGAGAAACCCUUUGAAUGUAAGGAAUGUGGUAUAUCUUUUGCAUAUCUUGGUACUCUUCAAAAGCAUGAAAGAAUACAUACUGACAAAAAAGAAAUUUCCCAGAAGGCUAAUAAAUGAAGUAUACUAUUUCAAACCACAGUCAUUGUCUGCACUGAGCUCUCUCUCUGGUGCUUGAGUAACAGUACAGAUAUUAUAUCAUUAAAAUGUUGUCUCCUUUUCAAAUUGCCAACAUAUUGUCAUCUAAGAAUAAAAGAACCCACUGUCUCAUGACAAUUUAAAUAGUAAAAUCUUGGUGUAAAUGAAAA